This is a messenger RNA of Chaetomium globosum CBS 148.51, 1044 nucleotides long. RefSeq lists its product as uncharacterized. Bases 1 to 1044 code for a protein of 347 amino acids. Gene Ontology annotation, cellular component: cytosol; nucleus. Gene Ontology annotation, molecular function: adenosine kinase activity. The transcript is spliced from 4 exons. Lineage: Eukaryota; Fungi; Ascomycota; Sordariomycetes; Sordariales; Chaetomiaceae. The record is from RefSeq and is a predicted model, not a curated record. Gene Ontology annotation, biological process: purine ribonucleoside salvage.
AUGGCUACCAAGGGGUACAAACUUCUCUGCUUGGAGAACCCUCUCCUCGACAUUCAGGCCUUUGGCAAUGACGCACUUCUCGAGAAGUACGGUCUCAAGGCCAAUGAUGCUAUCCUGGCCGAUCCCGAGAAGCACCUAGACCUCUAUGAGGACCUCCUCAACAACUACGAUGCCAAGCUGAUUGCCGGCGGUGCCGCCCAAAACACGGCCCGCGGUGCCCAAUACAGGCUUCCUGCUAACAGCGUUGUCUACUUGGGCGGCGCCGGCGACGACAAGUACUCCGCGAUCCUACGGGACGCCUGCAAGCAGGCCGGCCUCCGUGUCGAGUACCGCGUCGACCCCAAGAUCCCCACCGGCCGUUGCGGCGUCGUCAUCACCGGCCACAACCGUAGCAUGUGCACCGACUUGGGCGCUGCUAACCACUAUGAUCUCGAGCACCUGAAGCGCCCCGAUAUCUGGGCACUCGUUGAAGAAGCUGAGGCGUAUUACAUUGGCGGCUACCACUUCACUGUCUGCCCUCCUGCCAUCAUGGAGCUCGCCAACCAGGCCGCCAGCAAGAACAAGCCUUUCAUUCUGUCGCUCUCCGCACCCUUCAUCCCCCAAUUCUUCAAGGAGCCGCUCGACGCCUCUGCGCCCUACUGGGAUUACGUGAUUGGCAACGAGACUGAGGCGGCUGCCUACGCCGAGUCGCACGAGCUCGGCACUCAGGACGUGAAGGAAAUUGCCAAGAAGCUGGCGAACCUGCCAAAGGCCAACUCGCAGCGCAAGCGCGUGGCCAUCAUCACGCAGGGCACCGAACCGACCCUGGUCGCCGUCCAGGGCGAGGACGUGGUAAAGGAGGUCCCCGUGCACGAGAUCCCCAAGGAGAAGAUCAACGAUACCAACGGCGCCGGUGACGCCUUCGCUGGCGGUUUCUGUGCCGGUAUCGUCAGCGGCAAGUCUCUGGACGAGAGCGUUGAUAUGGGCCAAUGGUUGGCGCGGCUGAGCAUCCAGGAGCUUGGUCCUUCAUACCCCUUCCCUCAACAAACCUACCAGCGCCAGUAG